AUGGCAAGCCACGACAACAAGGCAGCGGACUUGGAGGAACGCGUGUCGUACGUCCACUCGGUCUCGACCAAAGACGUUGACGGGUACGCCGAAGCGAAAUCUCCCAAGGACCUGGAAGAGGGGGCGUUGACCGAAGGGGGGGCGCUGGACUUGUUUUCCCACGAAGCGUUUGCCCUGUUCAUGCAGUACGGCGCCAUCGGAGUCAUCAACAGCAUGAUCCCGGCGCUCCGUUAUCCCAUCUUCAACAUCUACCUCAACUUGGAGGGGUACCAAACGUCGUCGUACAGGGCGUUGAUGUUUGUCGGGUGGUCGUUCAAGGUCUUCUUUGGCAUGUUGUCGGAUUGCAUCCCCAUCUAUGGCUACCGUCGCAAGUCGUGGAUUUUGAUCGGGUGGACCAUCGCGAUGAUCUGUCUGAUUGUGUUGACGUUUUCGCCGUUCGGCGAGCCGUUUUGCAACCGCGAAAAGACCAAGUAUUGCGCUACGCCGUUGGAAAAGGUGCCCAAGUCCGAGCUUCAGUACUUCAACUUAUCCGCCCCCGACAACGGCACGCUGUACAUUCUUCUGUCUAUGUUUACGGCGUUUGGGUAUCUCUUGUCUGCGAGUGCGUCGGACGCGAUGGUGGUCGAGUAUGCCCAGCGAGAACCCGUGGCCAUCCGCGGCCGCACCCAGACCGCCAUCUACACCGUGCGCACGCUCACAGGAAUCCUCGCGUACUUGGUGACUGCGUUCGGGCUGAACGGCCCCAACUACGCCGGAUCGUUUUCGUUUACGUUGUCGCCGAAUGCUCCGUAUGGCAUUUCCUUGGUGCCGUGUGUAUUGGUGGUGCUCUCGACGGUUUUCCUCCUCGUGGAGAAGAAGACUGAGCCUUCUUCCUUCGCCCAAUGGUGGGGAACGUUUUGGGAAUCUCUCCAGAGUCGCGUGAUGUGGCAAAUCUGUUUGUUCCGAUUCGUGAGCAACGUGUUCAGCGGCAUCAGCACCACUGCGGGGUACCCCGUCGCGACGUACUGGGCGGGGGUCGAACCUCUCAACGAUUCGCUCUCGAGCGUCAUUGGCAGGUUCCUGUCUUCUAGCAUCUUGGUGGUUGUGGGCAAAUGGGGACUUAACUGGAACUGGCGGUGGAGCAUCGGCGCCGGCACCAUCGGGAUCAUCGUCAUCGACGGCUUUGUCACAUUCAUCACCAUCUGGGAUGUCGUGCGCAACCAGUGGUUCUUCACGGGCGUGGCUUUGGCUGAGGAGAUCCCCGGCAGCAUCCGAUUCAUCGUGUCCACGUACGUCGCCGUGGAAAUCGCCGACAAGGGCAACGAAGGCGCCACUUACGGCCUCUUGUCCACUGUGAGCAACCUCGCUCAGCCGUUUGCCAGCAUGAUUUACAAGUACAUCAACUCGUACUUCAAAGUACGUCAGAACGACGUCAAGUCCGACACGCUCGAGGUGCGGUGGGACGUUACGUACGUGUACUUAAUUUCGUACGGGUGCAACGUGGCGUCGUUGUUUUGGUUGGUUUUGCUGCCUCCUCAAAAGGCAGAAGUCCAGGCGUUGAAGGCGCGCGGUGGCAAGAGUAAAGUGGCUGGAUUGAUCCUCGUGGUCACGUUUGUCACGUGCCUGACGUUCGCCGUGUCCAGCAACAUUAUGUCCAUCUUCCCCUCCACCAAGUGCUACCGCGUCGCAGGGGGCAACGGAGUGUUGGACCCCAAGACGGGGAAGUGUCCCCUCAAGUAG
Messenger RNA from Aphanomyces astaci, 1719 nucleotides. RefSeq lists its product as hypothetical. The coding region runs from base 1 to 1719 and encodes 572 amino acids. The transcript has a single exon. NCBI's taxonomy places the organism in Eukaryota, Oomycota, Saprolegniomycetes, Saprolegniales, Verrucalvaceae. The record is from RefSeq and is a predicted model, not a curated record.